This is a messenger RNA of Plectropomus leopardus (leopard coralgrouper), 4223 nucleotides long. It is a transcript of the gene atp2a2a, whose product is annotated as ATPase sarcoplasmic/endoplasmic reticulum Ca2+ transporting 2a. Gene Ontology annotation, molecular function: ATP hydrolysis activity; ATP binding; P-type calcium transporter activity. Gene Ontology annotation, biological process: calcium ion transport. Gene Ontology annotation, cellular component: membrane. Lineage: Eukaryota; Metazoa; Chordata; Actinopteri; Perciformes; Serranidae. The record is from RefSeq and is a predicted model, not a curated record.
CGAGUGAAGCCACAGAGAGCUGCGCCACGGUCAGGCACGGCACGGCACGGCACUGUAGCACAGUGGACUGGACCGGGUGAAUGCAGUCCUUAACACAGGACUCUGCUGCAGACACUUUUCCACCAUUUUCGGAGAUAGGAGGAAGCGUUGAGUAAUCUUCACCCGGGCAGGGAAGCGGAAUUGGGCUAAAAACAUCAUUUUUUUUCUCCCCGCAAAGAAAAUCUUACCGGGGCAGGGGGACACGAGAGCACCUUGGUCAGCAGCUAACGAUAGCUAUCCGAGUGUUAAUGCACAGCUCUUAGUUGGCUAAAAACUAUUCAUUUCAAAGUGUUGUCAGUUUCAUAGAGCCAGAAGUGUUUUUGUGUGAAGCCGUGUGGGAAGGAGCCGUCUGUCCAACAUGGAGAACGCUCACACGAAGAGUGUGGAAGAAGUUUACAGUUAUUUCUGCGUCAAUGAAAGCACAGGACUUUCCCUGGACGAGGUGAAACGACAGAAGGAGAAAUGGGGCCUAAACGAGUUACCAGCAGAGGAAGGAAAAUCUUUGUGGGAGCUUGUCCUUGAACAGUUUGAAGAUUUACUUGUUCGAAUUCUUCUACUGGCUGCAUGUAUAUCUUUUGUCCUGGCCUGGUUUGAGGAGGGAGAAGAAACUAUUACAGCCUUUGUGGAGCCUUUUGUAAUUUUACUCAUUCUUAUAGCCAAUGCCAUCGUCGGUGUGUGGCAGGAACGCAAUGCUGAGGAUGCCAUUGAGGCACUUAAGGAGUAUGAGCCUGAGAUGGGGAAAGUGUACCGGCAGGACAGGAAAACUGUGCAGAGGAUCAAAGCCAGAGACAUCGUGCCUGGUGACAUUGUGGAGGUUGCUGUUGGAGACAAGGUGCCUGCUGACAUCCGUAUCUGUUCCAUCAAAUCAACAACUCUGAGGGUAGACCAGUCCAUUCUGACCGGUGAAUCUGUCUCCGUCAUCAAACACACCGACCCCGUGCCCGACCCCCGUGCUGUCAAUCAGGACAAGAAGAACAUGCUUUUCUCUGGUACCAACAUCGCAGCUGGGAAGGCCGUGGGUGUGGUCGUGGCCUCCGGUGUUAACACAGAGAUCGGCAAGAUACGAGACGAGAUGGCAGCCACGGAGCAGGAGAAGACGCCCCUGCAGCAGAAGCUGGAUGAGUUUGGCGAGCAGCUGUCAAAGGUCAUCUCCCUUAUCUGCAUCGCCGUGUGGAUCAUCAACAUCGGCCACUUUAAUGACCCUGUCCAUGGAGGCUCCUGGAUCCGCGGGGCAGUCUACUACUUCAAGAUUGCCGUGGCGCUGGCUGUUGCCGCCAUCCCUGAGGGUCUUCCUGCUGUCAUCACCACCUGCCUGGCCCUGGGCACUCGCCGCAUGGCCAAAAAGAACGCCAUUGUCCGCAGCCUGCCAUCCGUGGAGACCCUGGGCUGCACCUCUGUCAUCUGCUCCGACAAGACAGGAACCCUGACCACCAACCAGAUGUCUGUCUGCAGAAUGUUCGUCAUCGACAAAGCUGAAGCUGACAGCUGCUCUCUGUCAGAGUUCACCAUCUCAGGUUCUACGUACGCACCUGAGGGAGAAGUGUUCCAGGAUGGUAAAUCAGUGAGACCUUCCCAGUAUGAUGCCCUGGUUGAACUGGCUACCAUCUGUGCCCUGUGUAAUGACUCCUCUCUGGACUUCAACGAGGUGAAAGGUGUGUACGAGAAGGUCGGGGAGGCCACAGAGACCGCGCUGACCUGUCUGGUGGAGAAAAUGAAUGUCUUUGACACUGAAGUCCACAGCCUGUCCAAGAUUGACAGAGCAAACGCCUGCAACUCAGUGAUCAAGCAGCUGAUGAGGAAGGAGUUCACCCUGGAGUUCUCCAGAGACAGGAAGUCCAUGUCUGUCUUCUGCACCCCCAACAAGUCUCGAUCUUCCAUGGGCAAGAUGUUUGUCAAGGGAGCCCCGGAGGGAGUUAUCGAGAGGUGCACUUACGUCAGAGUCGGCAACAACAAAGUUCCCAUCACCAAAGGCAUCAAGGAAAAGAUCAUGUCUGUGAUCCGUGAGUACGGGACAGGUCGUGACACCCUGAGGUGUUUGGCUCUGGCCACACGAGACAGCCCGCCAAAAAUGGAGGACAUGAUACUGUCCGACACUGCCAAAUUCUCAGAGUAUGAGUCUGACCUGACCUUCGUCGGCUGUGUCGGCAUGCUGGACCCUCCCAGACAGGAGGUGGCUGCUUCUAUCAAGCUGUGCCGCCAGGCCGGCAUCCGCGUCAUCAUGAUCACCGGAGACAACAAGGGCACAGCUGUGGCUAUCUGCCGUCGCAUCGGCAUCCUGACAGAGGAGGACGAUGUGGAGCGCAUGGCCUUCACCGGGCGAGAGUUUGACGAACUCUCACCCUACGAUCAGCGCGAGGCUGUGACUCACGCUCGCUGUUUUGCCCGUGUCGAGCCUUCCCACAAGUCCAAGAUUGUUGAGUUCCUGCAAGGAUUUGACGAGAUCACUGCUAUGACAGGCGAUGGAGUGAAUGAUGCCCCUGCCUUGAAGAAGGCAGAGAUAGGCAUCGCCAUGGGCUCUGGCACUGCCGUGGCCAAGUCAGCCUCUGAGAUGGUCCUCGCUGAUGACAACUUUUCUUCCAUCGUGGCCGCAGUGGAAGAAGGCAGAGCUAUUUACAACAACAUGAAGCAGUUCAUCAGAUACCUCAUCUCCUCCAAUGUGGGCGAGGUUGUCUGCAUCUUCCUCACUGCGGCGCUGGGCUUCCCCGAGGCUCUGAUUCCAGUCCAGCUGCUCUGGGUCAACCUGGUGACCGAUGGCCUCCCUGCCACCGCCCUGGGCUUCAACCCCCCAGAUCUGGACAUCAUGGAGAAGCCUCCACGUAAUGCCAAGGAGCCCCUCAUCUCUGGCUGGCUCUUCUUCAGAUACCUGGCCAUUGGAUGCUACGUGGGCGCAGCCACAGUGGGAGCUGCUGCCUGGUGGUUUACUCUCUCUGACGAUGGACCUCAGCUCACUCUGUACCAGCUGAGCCACUUCCUGCAGUGCGCCCCAGACAACCCAGACUUUGACGGCCUGGACUGCCACGUGUUUGAGUCGCCCUACCCAAUGACCAUGGCCCUGUCUGUGCUGGUCACCAUCGAGAUGUGCAACGCCCUCAACAGUCUGUCCGAGAACCAGUCUCUCCUGCGGAUGCCUCCCUGGGAGAACAUUUGGCUUUUGGGGGCCAUUUGCCUCUCCAUGUCCCUCCACUUCCUCAUCCUCUAUGUGGAACCUCUGCCUGUCAUCUUCCAGAUCACCCCUCUGGAUGCAACCCAGUGGAUGAUGGUGCUGAAGAUCUCCGUGCCCGUCAUCCUGCUGGACGAGCUGCUAAAGUUUUUGGCCAGGAACUACUUGGAAUUUGGUAAACAGCUGGAGAAGCCGGCCAGAAAAGGCCACUCUCUGUCUGCAUGUGCCGAGGGGAUCUCCUGGCCCUUCGUGGCCAUCUCCCUGCCCCUGGUGCUGUGGAUCUACAGCACCGACACUAACGUGUCCUCCGUGCUGUGGCCCUGACUGACUCCAGCACACCACCCUCCCUGUGCACCAGUGUGACGUGGACAUUAACACACACAUCUAACACAGUUACAUUAACGCAGAACAACUUACAGUCAACACCUGCACCUGCUCUGACGCUGCUGUCAGAUCUUUUGUAUUUAGGACAUUUUCACCGAUACAUAUUUUUGGGCGGGGCGCCGGGGUUUAGUCAUAUUUUGAUGACUUUGACUGACAUUACGUCCACGUCUUUUAUUUUACCAUCAUGCUUUUCUCUCUCUCUUGAUCCCCUGUGUUGAACAGUUAGAGAAGCCUACCGUGUUGGAGCUGUGUGUUGAGCUGUACAGAGAAUUUACACUAUUUUAUGAUAAUUAAUAUUUUGUAAUUUUUGGGAGGGGCUGUGGGGACGAGAAUGCUGGGUGUGAAGAGAAUGUAAUAUUGAGGACCGUAUAGUACUAUACUAAUUUUGGGGGCAAAGAUUUGAAUAGAUUUGCCCCAGCGUGACUCUCUACAGUCAUUUUUUGAGCUCCAUGCGUCGUCAUUCAUUCUUUUCUGCAUUAGGCAGAGCACAGCUACCUCAAUGCUGUAAUAAUAUGAUCAUUACUGUCCAUUUGUCGUAUCAAUCAUUUCAUAGAUUAGCACCUGAAGUGUUGAGGUAAGCAUCAUUUUCUUUUGCAGUAGAGACAAAGCCCUCACACACAUUUUUAUGUUCUUUUUUUAC